Molecule: messenger RNA, 1926 nt
Organism: Trifolium pratense (red clover)
Lineage: Eukaryota; Viridiplantae; Streptophyta; Magnoliopsida; Fabales; Fabaceae
Product: purine permease 1-like
Exons: 2
Coding region: 640-1752 (370 amino acids)
Cellular component (GO): membrane
Molecular function (GO): purine nucleoside transmembrane transporter activity
Source: RefSeq, a predicted model, not a curated record
AAUGUUUUUUUACACACGCAUCCGAUGAUGUAUUGCCACAUCAUUUAAUAAAUGUGACACAUCAUGUGUUUUUAAAUACCAUGCAUGAUGUGUUGGUAUAUUAUUGUAGGCAUGUGUAAAAUAACAUUACACACUAACCGUGUAUAACAAACAAGCCCGUUAUCUAUGAUUGCAAAGUCAUUCUUCAUUUAGAUUGCUAGAUUGUCAUGGUAGAUGACCAGAUAUUCUCUACGUUGUCGCAAGAGGGUAGAUGAAAAAUUCAAACCAUCGGCCAACUAUGAAUCAAUAUAAUAUUCCUAGCUUUUUCAAUGAAAACGAAUACGAACAUUUUCAAAGGAGAGGUCCACACAUAAUAAUACUUAAAACAUAGCUACAAUAUGAUGUAAUAAAAAAAACUGUUAUUAUGGAUACGGCAAAUACACAAGUUAAAAUUCCAUUUUUAUAUUUAACAACGACCACAUAGUAUAUGGUUAGUCAUUGAAAAAUCUUCUAUAUAUAAAGUAUAUUCUCCAAUUUCUCAUUUCUCCGUUAAAAACUGAAUACACAAACACCAUCAAGUUUCAUUAUUAAACAAUCACACAAACCAAAGUAGUCAAAAAAACAGAACUCACACACACACACACACACACACACACAAACAUGGCAGAAGCAAAAGAAGAAAAAACAGAGAGAAAAAUGAAGAAAAUUCUUCUCAUAAUUAAUUGCUUAAUCUUAGCCUUAGGAAACUCCGGUGGUCCCCUCAUAAUGCGUCUUUACUUCAUCCAUGGCGGUAAGCGCGUCUGGCUUUCCAGUUUCCUCGAAACCGCCGGUUUCCCCUUAAUGCUCCUCCCUCUAACUGUCUCAUACAUCAAACGCCGCCGUAUCAACCACCGUCCACCACCGUCAACUACCACCGUAAUCACCACUGAAAAAUUAAAUAUAAUAUCCAUGAAACCUCCUCUAUUCUUCGCAGCAGCUUUCAUCGGAAUCCUCACCGGUCUGGACGAUUAUCUCUAUGCAUUCGGCGUUGCUCGGCUUCCGAUUUCCACUUCGGCUUUAAUAAUCGCUUCUCAGCUUGGUUUUACGGCAGUUUUUGCUUUUAUUCUUGUGAAACAGAAAUUUACAGCUUUUUCUGUAAACGCUGUCGUUUUGCUUACAGUUGGAGCUGGUGUUUUGGCCAUGCAUACGAGUGGUGAUCGACCUGCUGGUGUUUCUGUUAGACAAUAUGUUAUUGGUUUUCUUACUACUGUUGCUGCUGCUGCAUUAUAUGGAUUCGUUUUGCCUUUGAUUGAGUUGGUUUAUAAGAAAACCAAACAGCCCCUAACUUAUUCUCUUGUCAUGGAAAUUCAGUUUGUUAUGUGUUUAUUUGCUACUCUCUUUUGCGCUGUUGGCAUGAUCGUAAACAACGACUUUAAGGUGAUACCCAGGGAAGCAAGGAAUUUUGGUCUUGGAGAAACAACAUACUAUGUGGUGUUGGUGGUGAGUGCAAUAAUGUGGCAAGCAUUUUUUUUGGGAGCAAUUGGGGUUAUUUUUUGUGCUUCCUCGUUAUUUUCCGGUAUUUUGAUUGCUGUGUUGUUGCCACUAACGGAAGUAUUAGCAGUUAUUUUCUAUAAAGAAAGUUUCAAUGCUGAGAAAGUGGUGUCUCUUGUACUUUCACUGUGGGGGUUUGUGUCUUAUUUUUAUGGUGAGAUUAAACAAGCUAAGAAACAGAAGAAGAAAAGUGUUUUAGAAACAGAAUUGGGUCAAACUAUUGAUGUAGUAUCUGCUCCUUGAAUAUUGUAAUGUAUAGGUCAUAAAAGUGUGUUUGUGUUUGUAUUUGAAUCAAGCAAUAGGCUUUAGUUAGAUGUAUUUUUAGAAAAUGGGGCAUGUGAGUGUAAACUAGUGUAAUAGUAUUUGAGUAUUUUAUUGUAAUAUUUGUAAUAAUAUCAAGUGAUAAUCCUUGCAAUA